CACAUACGAGCUUCAAACCAGGGCAACUUUUGUUUAUUGUCUAGCUUUGGCAAGGAGUCGGUUCUCGGGCUUGCGAUGGAAUAUGGACCCUGACCAUCAUGCGGCCAAGCCAGAAGGGUUCAACCUUGUUCUUCCCCUCCCAUACCGCGUUGCGGUGAUCUUGGUUGCCGGUGUCUGGGGAUGGGGUUUAAAUCUGCAUUAUUUAUCCGCAGUAAAGAUUGACGUACCCGCCUUAAUUCGCUAUCCCUCACGAUCUUCAGCUGGCAGCGUUCCCGUCUACAAGUCGACGUACCAUCUCGCUACCCUCCUUUCCAUCCCACUCGCUUUCUCCCUUCUUCUUUUCUGGUCCAUCACCCACCGUUCCCCCGAGCUGGUUCUCGCCUGGGAAGUCCUCCCGCAGUCCUACCUCUUCAUUUUCUCCAUCUUACUCUUUCUUCCACUUCAUCGCCUCUCGCGUGCCGGACGUCAUCGCUUGCUGGUAACCCUGAAACGGGUCGGUUUCGGCGGACUUGCAGAAGCGCAGGAUGGAAAAUUCGGUGACAUAAUUUUUGCUGACGUGUUAACGAGUUAUGCCAAAGUCCUCGGUGACCUAUUUGUCACCCAAUGCAUGUUCUUUUCCUCAGGGGUAUCGAGCACUGGUGUUCCCAAUCGUGCGUGUGGUGGGAACUUUGCCAUUCCGUUGCUCAUCUCGAUCCCGAGUAUUAUCCGUCUGCGACAAUGUUUAAUUGAAUAUUCACGCGUGCAGCGGCGUGGGAACAGAAAUGUCGAUGGUUGGGGAGGCCAACAUCUGGCUAACGCGUUGAAGUACUCCACUGCCUUCCCCGUCAUUAUCUUAGCCGCGCUGCAGCAGGGUUAUGAUCCAUCGAGGGUAGGCAUGAGCGAGGCUGGUUUGCAUAAACUAUGGGUCUUAUCCGCGCUAAUACAAUCAUCCUUCACAUUCUACUGGGACGUUGCUAAGGACUGGGACCUUUGCCUCUUCUCCGACAUCAUCACCCAAUUCCGACACAAUCCAUACCAUCACGUCAGCUCCGCCUCCGCCCUGUCCCAAACCCAUGAUUUCGAGCCAGGCCUCGAUCGCCCCUUUGGACUCCGCCGUCACCGCUUCUUCCACGCUGAUGGAAUCUACUAUGGAGCUAUCGCAAUCGAUUUUAUACUCCGCUUCACAUGGAUGUCCCGCCUAAGUAUCAGACUGAACUGGAUUCACGACUUGGAGAGCGGAGUCUUUGCUCUUAUGUUUCUAGAAGUAGCAAGACGAUGGAUGUGGAUUUUCCUGCGAGUCGAGACAGAGUGGGUCCGAAGUACUCGGGGUCCGUCACCGGAUGAUAUUCUCCUGGGAGAAUUUACGCCGAAAAUAGACGAAGAUUAAUCCCAAUACCAGAUUUUCUCUCUCUAUAUAUCAUUGAAUCAUUUCUCUUUACGCGCCCUAUUAGGGAAUUCCUCCUACGAUGGUAUAUCUUCCACAUAAUUCUAUGUAAACCAUCUAGACACCGCCUUCGUUUUUCCCCAAAACAUAAUAUUUUUUUAACACUUGAGUGUACAGAGUACA
Coccidioides immitis RS is the source of this 1546-nucleotide messenger RNA. Its product is annotated as protein-ER retention protein. Gene Ontology annotation, cellular component: membrane; cytoplasm. The coding region runs from base 83 to 1366 and encodes 427 amino acids. The transcript has 5 exons. NCBI's taxonomy places the organism in Eukaryota, Fungi, Ascomycota, Eurotiomycetes, Onygenales, Onygenaceae. The record is from RefSeq and is a predicted model, not a curated record.